AUGGUGUAUACGGUUGAUGAAAGGUUGACAUUCAGAUUUCGUGAAAAUUAUGCAGUAAAUUUAGGUUCAUUCUUUUUAUUGGAGCCAUGGAUUUAUCCAGAUAUGUUUGACAAAGGGGGAGCAAAUGAGUUCGAUGGUAUGACAAACCAAGUGGCAUCCAUCGGUUUGGAUGCUGCUGUACAAAAAUUACGCAGUCAUUACAAUGAAUAUUUUAACGCCAUUGAUUGGAAUUGGCUCAAGAAUUCCGCCAAUAUCACUGCCUUGAGGGUACCUAUCGGCUAUUGGCACGUCAAUAACGGUGCCUAUCUAGAUGGAUUACCCUUCGCCCCUUUGAAGCCUCUGUAUGCAGCCGCGACACCUUGGAUAUUUUUAAGAAACUUAAUCGCAAAGGCUUACACGUAUAAAAUUGGUAUUAUAGUCGACAUGCAUGGUCUUCCAGGUGGUGCUAAUGCUGAUUUCCACAGUGGUUACAACAAUGCUACUGCAACCUUCUUCACGAAUGAAAGCUAUGUUAAUAUCAUGUGUAAUCAAAUUUUGCCAUUCAUAGUGAGCGAUGUCUGUACUCCAAACGUCAACACCGUGGGUAUCCAAAUUGUUAAUGAGGCAAGCUACGAAAGCUCGGGAACUACACAAAAAAACUACUAUUUAAAAGCAAUACAGGCUAUAAAUAAGAUUGAUAGCACUUUACCAGUGAUCAUAUCUGAUGGAUGGAAUCCUCAAGUGUUUGCAGAAUGGGUCAAUAACUACAAUUUAGGCUGGACUACGGUUAUUGACACCCAUAUAUAUAGGUGUUACUCUGAUUCAGAUAAGAGUAAGAGUGCGGGUACGAUAAUUAACGAACUACCUUCUACUGCUAACUUGCCUAAGACGUUGGCAGAUUUUGUUAUUGGAGAAUUUUCUUGCGUCUUAGAUGAGGCAACUUGGCAGAAAACUAGUGGUGACAGAACUACUUGGAUCAAAAAUUUCGGUCAAACACAAGUUUCCGUGUUUAACUCGAAUGCAGGUGCAGGUUGGUUCUUUUGGACAUUGAAAUUUAAGUACGGUGAUGGCGGUGAGUGGGGUUUUGUACCUUGUGUCAAUAAGGGGUUCAUUCCAGAAAGAUCUAAAACAACUGUCAAUAUCGAUUCUAAUGCUGUGAAUAAUUUGAUAAAACAACAUCAGGAUUAUUGGAACAAAAUUGGGGGCAGCUAUGAAUUUUGGAGGUAUUCUGAUGCACUAAAUGGUGUUGUUGACGACAUCAAGAAAUUCUCAUCAUAUAACAAUUCGAGAAUUGGUAGAUGGGCUGCAUGGAAAAAAAUUCGCAGGUCUGAAUAUAUUGCCUCAAAAGGCGAUAGUCAGUAUAUGUGGGAAUGGGAUCAAGGAUUUCAGGCUGGUCUUGACAAUUUCAAUAAGUAUUGA
Kazachstania africana CBS 2517 is the source of this 1398-nucleotide messenger RNA. RefSeq lists its product as uncharacterized. The coding region runs from base 1 to 1398 and encodes 465 amino acids. The transcript has a single exon. The record is from RefSeq and is a predicted model, not a curated record. Gene Ontology annotation, biological process: glucan catabolic process. Gene Ontology annotation, molecular function: glucan endo-1,6-beta-glucosidase activity. Lineage: Eukaryota; Fungi; Ascomycota; Saccharomycetes; Saccharomycetales; Saccharomycetaceae. Gene Ontology annotation, cellular component: extracellular region; cell surface.